This is a messenger RNA of Pogonomyrmex barbatus (red harvester ant), 4833 nucleotides long. RefSeq lists its product as uncharacterized. NCBI's taxonomy places the organism in Eukaryota, Metazoa, Arthropoda, Insecta, Hymenoptera, Formicidae. Gene Ontology annotation, cellular component: nucleus. The record is from RefSeq and is a predicted model, not a curated record.
UUUAUAUCGUUACUCUUCAAUUACUCUCCGGACCGUCGAAGCCCUUGUAGUGACCAGGGUCGACGAUCUUUGAUAAUAUAUUAUCGGUGCCAUAACACAUGCUCAACCAAUCAGAAACAAGUAAUCAGCAGUUUCUUUCUCCUUCAUUUUCCCUCCAAAUGGACGCAAGUUUGUACACGUCAUGUGUAUAAAUAUUUGAAAGAUUGCAAGUUCGUCCGAAUGAAGACAGAAAUCUGAUAAGGAUAUUCGGGAGGCAUUUUCUGUCGGGAGACAGGAACCCCGCGUAGGGGCAGGGGUAAUCUCGCGUGUAGUGCUGGCUCAUCGUUGGUCCGCGGAUGAUUUGGGUAGAUGCGCUUCGGUUGCCGUCCCAAUCGACGGCUUUGACGACGAUCGCAUCGGUGCUGUAUUUAAACAGACGCGAUGUCCACCAAGAGCUCGUCUCCCGCCAAGGUCUGUUCCUUUUGUAAUCUGUCAGAUGACAACGAAUUGGAAUAUGGAAAGAUCUACGAGCACAAUGGGAUCGUCACGCAUUACUACUGUUUGCUCUUAUCCUCGAAUAUGGAACAGAAGGGGAAGGAUGAUGAGGGAAUACUCGGAUUUCUAACAGAAGAUAUACAAAAGGAACUUCGCAGGGGAAAGAGAUUGGUAUGCUCAUACUGCAAAAAGAUUGGUGCUACCUUAGGUUGUUGUAAUGUAAGAUGCAAACGGAUCUUUCACUUCCCCUGUGGUUUGAAGGCAGGAUCCUUGCAUCAGUUUUUUGGUGAAUUCAGAUCAUAUUGCAUAAAUCAUAGACCAAAACAAAAAAUCGAUGAUAAAAUUUUGAAACAGAUUUGUUCAGUAGAUAAUGUAUUAUGUUACAUUUGUUAUGAUAAAGUUAAUACGGAUGAUUUUAUAAAAACAUUAUGGGCUCCCUGUUGUAAAAAAGAUGCAUGGUUUCAUCGCAAUUGUGUUCAGCAACUUGCAUCAAGUGCAGGAUAUUUUUUCAAGUGUCCUUUAUGUAAUAAUAAGAAAGAUUUUCAGAAAGCUAUGCUUGAGUAUGGCAUUUUUGUACCGAGCCAAGAUGCUUCAUGGGAAUUAGUACCGAAUGCAUUUGAAGAACUUUUAUAUAGGCACAAUCAAUGUGAUGCAGUGAAAUGUCUUUGUCCAAAAGGAAGGAAAUAUACAAGUAAUAAUGCUAAAUGGGAAUUGUCAUUAUGUCGGACUUGCGGUUCGCAAGGUAUUCAUAUGGCUUGUGGACAAUUAAAAUGGGCCAAUCCGGUGUGGGAAUGCGACGAAUGUACUUCCAUAUUACGUAACGCUCAAAAUAACGAAUAUGCAAAAUUGGCUUCUAUAAUAGAUGGUUCUGGUAGAGAUUCUGAUCCAGAUUUAGAUUCGGAUUCAAAUUCAGAUUCAGAUUUAGACAGUGAUACGGAUAUUUCUGUGGGAACUGAAUUCCCUAUGUCGUGUCCAUUGCCUACUUUUAAUUCAAGUUCCACUUCUUCGAAGAUCAAUCUGGACGAAUCUGUUUUAUUACGACCUGGACCACGAUCUUUUAAAUUACAGCAGCAAAUAAACAAGCUAAGAUUGGAAUUGACUAAUGCCAAGAAGAACAUAACUAUCGAAACUAAUCUAGAAGAUACACAAAACAAAUCGUCUAAUAAUGACAAUGAGAAGAAAGAACCGUCGACCAGUAAAGAAAAUACUCCUCAACAAAAAUGUAAAGAAAAUAUUCUUCAACAAAAAAGUAAAAAUAGCUCUUCGGAAGAAGAUAAGUUGUCUAAUAACAACGAAAAAUCUCAACUGACUCGACAGGAGACAGAUGUUAUUAUCACAAUUGAAAGCGAUGACGAUGAAGUGGAGUUUAUCACGUUACAACAAAAAAAAGAUCUUUCAUCUUCAUCUUUAGUACAGCAAUCAGACGACUCACCUAUUCUAUGCACAUCACCAUCAAAACAAUUGUUAAAAACAUCGUUAGAUGAUUCUGCAAUAUUUAAAAAUCAAAAUACAGCGAUUACUAAUUUAUCGAAAAAUAAUAUUCAAUCAAAUUCAGAAUCAGAGACGUCGAAUAAAAAUAAAUCUAUUGUCUUAAAUGAAUCUGAUGUAGGGGCGCCACGAGAAUCCACGAUAGAUUUGUUUAGUUCGAAUAGUAACGAUUUGGAAGAAAUGAACGCGAUAGAUACAAACGAAAUGCCUGUGAUGAAUAUCAAAAUUACUAAUGUUACUUCUCUUCCACCUGAAGUGUUCGAGAGUGUACCUGAUAUUGUAUGUGUGAACACUGCUUCAUGUAAAGAUACUACUAACAUUUCAUCUCUUUCCACGAAUAAAACGUUGGAGCAAUUUGUUACGUCUUCAUCUACAAAACGUAGUAUGCACGAAGAAGCAAAUGACGUGACUAACAAUUGCAAGAAAAUCAAGGGAAAUAAUUUUGACAAAGGAAUGCAAACUGGUGCUGUAGCUUGUAAUGUUAUUGUCGCACCUAGUACGAACACACAACAGCAAAGCUCCACAUCAUUGCACAAGAUGGAUGAUGUAAGAAACACAAAUCGGACUGGAACAUGUUAUCUAAACGGGAACAAUACGAUCUUUAACAUACAACAGGGCAACGAAAAAGCACAGGGAAAUACAGCGAAAUAUAUAUCCUUUGUCAAAAACAAUCAACUUUAUAUGCAAUCACCAUCGACCGACAAAUUUUAUCUUCAACAAAUGUCAAACCCGAAUAUUGCGGUUGAUUCGAGUGCAGGAAAAGUUGAUAAUGGCAAUACAUGUGUUAUAUCCUCAAGUAGCAUCAACUUACCGCAAAUGACAGAUAGUACUACUGUGCUUAAUAAUCUUGAUAACCACAAUAUGUUUGUAAAUCAAUCAAAGAUGACUAAAGUAACUACGUCUGUGAAUAACAAUGAAACAAGAGUAUUGAAUGAGCAAGGAAUCGUUUUGACGGCGAAUUUAUCUGCUGGUACACCCAGUCUUGGCAAUAGUUCCUCAAGUUCCACCGCUCAUUGUGACGGGGAUGCAGGCACCAGUCCUGCGGAGAUUGCUUCUGAGAAGGACGACUCAACCAGUGACUCCCAUAGGAGUGUGGUCGGCGACCAGAAUAUUGCCUUCCAGAAUACAACCUAUAGCGUCUUCCCCCGAGUCACCAACAACCUCAACACCUGUCAUCAACCUAGAUUGAUAUCGCGUUACGUGAAUUUACACGACCUCAAAUUUCGAGUCAGCGAAUCAAAUAAUGUUCAGAUGAUCUUGUACGAUACAUUCUCUGUAAAUAUCCCGACGAAGAAUCCCAAAAAGAAUAAGAAUCAAUCGGCAGACAUAUCGAUAUCACGAGAGCUGAAACAAUCGUCUACCAUUGCGUCUCGUACGCGGGAUGAAGCUUCGUGCAGUUCGGAUUACGUCGACAGCACUUCGAUUGAAGAACAAUGUUUUGACAAGCUUCGCUUUUCGAAAAAUGAUAAUUUUUUAAUUAACGAUAAAAGCACGUGCGUCAAUUAUGUGGCGCGUGAUUGCGACGAUGCGAAAGAGAAUUUAGAUCCAAUUAAAUCCAAAAUGUUGCGUACCAAUAAUUUUGGGAAUGUAAAUUUAACGAACAGUAUUGAUGACACAGCGAGUACAAGUGACCAUUCCUGUGAUGAGAAUGACAGUGAGACAUGUCUCGUUUUUAGUGAUAAUUUAAGUGUAAAUCGAACAAUUUGUAAUACGAAUGUAGAUAAUGAUACGAAUGACGUAACACAUGUUUCGAAUGAUUGUCAGAGUUCGCAAGUCAAUUUAGAAAGCGUGCAACAGUAUAAACAAACAUAUGGACAUAGCGUAAUACCUGUGGAAGAGAGAUCCAGUGCUCGACUAUUUUGUAAAGAAACUAAUAGGAUAGUACACAGUGUUGAUUUUGAUUUGGACGUUGUUAAAAUGAAUAAAAAUGUUGAAAAAAUAUCGCAAGAUGAUGUCACUAUUUCGACAAAUCGACAUUCUGACGAUAAAAUCGACAACAAUCACACACACGAUUCUCCAACAUUGCAGAACGGUUAUAAACAUUUAGACAAUAUGCAUGUAAUGAGACCGAGAGUUAAUAACCGAGAAAUCUCGAACAUUACGAGAUUUAACGAACAUAGUAUUUUAAAUAAACAGAUUGAUACAUGCAAUAAAAAAUUUAUUCGAUAUACGGCAUUUCAGGAAAAUACCGUAUAUCAUAAUAAUGAGAUUAGUACAAAAUAUAACAAUGAUUCUGGCCUCAAAGUAAGUGUGGAUUUGUGUAAGAUACAAAAUCUGAUUGAUUCUAAGCCAGAAUUAUUUGUAAAUCGAGAUCAUGAUAUUAACAAUCAACGACGUAAGCGUACAAAUCGGUUAAAUGGGCGAGAAGAUUAUGCUCGACAACAGGUAAGAUAUUAUAAUAUUGAGAAGAGUGAUAUUGGCCAGUUCAAAAAUAAGGAAUUACAGAAAUCGAGUUACACAUAUAACGUCGAGCAUAUGCAGGUACGAGAUGGUCUUUCCGGUACAAGCACAUUUCAAUAUCAGAAGGUGAACCAAGGAAUUAGAUGUUUCGAUAAACAUAUAUUGGACAGGUAGAAUUAAUAUGUAGAAUAUUAUACAUAAAAAUAUAGACAAUAUAAAGCAGAAAAUGAAUCGUAUUUCUUGUGUGAUAAUUUUGUAGUUUACAUUUAUCUCUCAAUAGAGAGAAGCUCUUUAAAAAGAAUAAUUUUUCAAUAUAAGCCUGACAAAUACAAGAUAUAAAUUUAUUUUCUGCUAUAUUCCGUCUUUAAGUUGUAAUAUAGUUGCCAAAUUUUGCAUUCUAUUAUUCUUUGAUAUAAAAAUGUAAGAUUAUUUUCUACGUUAUACUGAUGUAAUAAAUUGAUUUUGUUUAUA